This is a messenger RNA of Penicillium diatomitis, 3555 nucleotides long. RefSeq lists its product as uncharacterized. The record is from RefSeq and is a predicted model, not a curated record. Gene Ontology annotation, cellular component: mitochondrion; cytosol. Bases 1 to 3555 code for a protein of 1184 amino acids. The transcript is spliced from 2 exons. Gene Ontology annotation, biological process: peptide catabolic process. Gene Ontology annotation, molecular function: metalloendopeptidase activity; metal ion binding. NCBI's taxonomy places the organism in Eukaryota, Fungi, Ascomycota, Eurotiomycetes, Eurotiales, Aspergillaceae.
AUGCCCCCAAGGUCCUCUACAGCACUUCCGUGGCAGGCGUACUACAGAACCCUGACUUGCAAUCCAACACUCUACCCAUCCCUGUCACUGCAUUCGAUCUCAACCAAGAAUCUUUCAGUCGUCUGCGCUGUGCCGGUUCCCGCACGUACACCUUCACACACCCGUUCUUUUUCUCACACCUACCGCGUUCGUUCGGCCACCUCUUCAGUCAUGUCGCAAAUCGAACGCAUCACAGAGAGCCUGGAGAAGCCAGAGCUUGACGAUCGGUCAUAUCGUGUCAUUCGGUUGCCCAAUAAGUUGGAAGCCCUGCUGGUUCAUGAUCCCGAUACCGACAAGGCCAGUGCUGCGGUCAACGUCAAUGUCGGCAACUUCUCCGAUUCAGGUGAUAUGCCGGGGAUGGCUCAUGCAGUCGAGCAUUUGCUAUUCAUGGGUACAAAGAAGUACCCCAAGGAGAAUGCCUACAAUCAAUACCUUGCCGCUCACUCGGGCCUGUCGAAUGCGUACACCGCCGCCACGGAGACAAAUUACUUUUUCGAGGUGUCAGCCACCGGCGACUCCAGCCCAUCCACGUCAACAGCCCAAAGUACUCCAGCGGGAUCAACGGACGGAGGUGGUCAAGCUGUUAAUGGGGCGUCCUCAGGCAGUGCCGGAAGCUCGGACGACAAGUCUCCCCUCUAUGGGGCGCUGGACCGGUUCGCCCAAUUCUUUGUGUCACCACUCUUUCUUGAAUCCACGCUCGACCGGGAAUUGCGGGCGGUCGACUCGGAAAACAAAAAGAACCUGCAGAGUGAUCUGUGGCGGCUGAUGCAACUAAACAAGUCUUUGUCCAACCCAAAGCACCCAUAUCAUCAUUUCUCUACUGGUAACCUGCAGACCCUGAAAGAGGAUCCUCAGAAGCGGGGUCUCGAAGUCCGCAGUGAGUUUAUUCGUUUCUACGAAAAACAUUACUCGGCCAACCGGACAAAGUUGGUGGUUCUGGGACGAGAGAGUUUGGAUGUUCUCGAGGGGUGGGUCGCAGAGUUAUUCGCUGAUGUGGAAAACAAGGACCUGCCUCAGAAUCGCUGGGAUGACGUGCAGCCUUUCUCCGAGGAGGAUAUGUGCACGCAGGUGUUCGCCAAGCCCGUUAUGGAAUCGCGGUCUAUGGAUAUGUACUUUCCCUUCAUGGAUGAGGAGAAUCUCAAUGAUGUGCAGCCUAGUCGGUAUAUCAGCCACCUGAUCGGCCACGAAGGCCCAGGCAGUAUUCUUUCUCAUCUCAAGGCCAAGGGAUGGGCUAAUGGACUGUCCGCGGGGGCUAUGCCCAUCUGUCCCGGGUCUGCCUUCUUUACCAUCUCAGUUCGCCUGACUCCCGAAGGUCUCAAGCAGUAUCAGGAAGUCGCCAAGGUGAUCUUCGAGUACAUCGCUAUGAUCAAGGAACGGGAGCCGGAGCAAUGGAUUUUCGACGAGAUGAAGAACCUGGCCGAGGUGGACUUCCGUUACAAACAGAAGACGCCUGCCAUCCGUUUCACCAGCCGCUUGAGCAGCGUGAUGCAGAAGCCCAUGCCCCGCGAGUGGCUGCUCAGUGGAUCACUGAUGCGACGAUUUGACGCGGAUGUCAUCAAGAAGGCCAUGUCCUACUUGCGCGCCGAUAACUUCCGUCUGAUUAUCGUGUCUCAGGAUUAUCCUGGCGAGUGGGACCAGAGGGAAAAGUGGUAUGGAACCGAAUACAAGGUGGAGAAAAUCCCUCAUGACUUCUUGAGCGGAAUUCAAAACGCUUUGCGGUCUACGGAGACCACCCGCACGUCGAGUUUGCACAUGCCUCAUAAGAACGAAUUUGUCCCCACGCGCCUGUCGGUGGAGAGAAAGGAAGUCAGUGAGCCCGCCAAAACACCUAAGCUCAUUCGUCAUGACGAUCGGGUUCGGUUGUGGUUCAAGAAAGACGACCGCUUCUGGGUGCCCAAGGCUACUGUGCAUGUCACACUGCGCAACCCUCUGGUGUGGACGACACCUGUCAAUCUGAUCAAGACCAAGCUUUACUGCGAGUUGGUUCGUGAUAGCCUGGAUGAGUACUCGUAUGAUGCCGAGCUUGCUGGGCUAGACUAUCAUUUGUUCACAACCACGCUCGGUUUGGAGAUCUCGGUUGGUGGUUAUAACGACAAGAUGUCGGUGUUGUUGGAGAAAGUCCUCAAUACAAUGCGUGGACUUGUGGUUAACCAAGAUCGAUUCAGCAUUAUCAAAGAGCGACUAAGCCGAGCUUUCCGCAAUGCGGAAUACCAGCAGCCUUUCCACCAGGUGGGCGACUAUGACCGAUACUUGUUGUCUGAGCGCAGCUGGGUCAAUGAGCAAUACAUUGAGGCACUGGAGCACAUUGAAGCUGAGGAUGUCGUCAAGUUCUUCCCCUCCUUGCUGGAGCAGACUCAUAUUGAAGUACUGGCUCACGGUAACUUGUACAAGGAAGACGCUCUUCGCAUGACGGACAUGAUCGAGAAGGUUCUCGGGGGUCGCACCCUUCCUGCCUCUGAGUGGUAUCUCUACCGCAACAUGAUCAUCCCGCCGGGAAGCAAUUUUGUCUACCCGCGUACCCUGAAGGACCCUGCGAACGUCAACCACUGUAUCGGGUAUUACCUGCAUAUUGGACCUUUCUCGGACGAUGUCCUCCGUGCAAAAUUACAGCUGUUCGCACAACUCACGGAUGAGCCUGCCUUCGAUCAACUGCGAAGUCAAGAGCAGCUUGGGUACGUGGUAUGGAGUGGCUCUCGCUACAAUACCACUACCAUGGGGUAUCGGGUCAUCAUUCAAAGCGAGCGCAACGCCACGUAUUUGGAAUCUCGAAUUGAUGCAUUCUUGAGUCAGUUUGGGCAGACGCUGGAGAAGAUGUCUGAUGACGAGUUCGAGGGCCACAAGCGCAGCGUCAUCAAUAAGCGCCUUGAAAAGCUCAAGAACCUGAGCUCUGAGACGGGCCGCUUCUGGUCUCAAGUGCGCUCGGAGUAUCUGGACUUCUUGCAGCACGAGACGGACGCCGCCAGUGUGCGCGUUCUCAGCAAAGCGGAUAUGAUUGAAUUCUUCAAGCAGUACAUUGAUCCGGCAUCGCCCACCCGAGCUAAACUGUCCGUCUAUCUGAACGCCCAAUCUGACGCUGCAUCAACAGAGACGGAUCCUGCCCAGAAGCGGUCCACUCUGAUCGAGGCAGUGAAGAAAGAGCUGGAUGCCGCUGGGCUGGCUGUUAAUCAAGACACCUUGACCGCGGCAUUCGAGCAACUUGAUCUGGCAGUUGUGGAUAAAACCCAGAUUUUGUACCUUCUGAAGACAUUCUUGGCCACCGAGCUCCCUGACUCCGCGAAGCAAAAUGAAGCAGCGGUCAACGCGCUGGAAGUGAAGCUUGCUGCUCAGUUGAAGCAGCUUGGGUUGGAGCCGGAGAAGAAGGAACAAACAGAUGGUGCUAACGGCCAACUGACCAACUCCCCCGGACCCGUCAUUGUUGAGGAUGUGCGAUCGUUCAAGGCUCGCCUGCCCGUCAGCACUGGACCUGUCCCUGUGUCGGACCUGACCGAUUACGAGGACUUUGAAGCAAAGCUUUGA